Molecule: messenger RNA, 955 nt
Organism: Hippocampus comes (tiger tail seahorse)
Lineage: Eukaryota; Metazoa; Chordata; Actinopteri; Syngnathiformes; Syngnathidae
Gene: tnnt2d
Product: troponin T2d, cardiac
Exons: 12
Coding region: 57-857 (266 amino acids)
Biological process (GO): regulation of muscle contraction; sarcomere organization; cardiac muscle contraction
Cellular component (GO): troponin complex
Molecular function (GO): troponin I binding; tropomyosin binding; troponin C binding
Source: RefSeq, a predicted model, not a curated record
AAGGACGAGCAGGACGAGCGCAUGGCGUGUACUUGGAUUGAAAGGAGGGGGGGGGGAUGAAGGGGGGGGCACACUUUGUCAAGAUCAAGGAGGUGAAGUCGGCCACACGCUCAGCUAGCAGAGCCUGCCUCAAGAACAACAUGUCUGACACAGAAGAGGUCAUGGAUGAAGAGACUCAGGAGGAAGAAGAUGACUCAAAGCCAAAACCAAAAUUCAUGUCAAACAUUACUGCCCCAAAGAUCCCGGAUGGCGAGAAAGUGGAUUUUGAUGACAUCCACAGGAAGCGUCAAGAGAAAGAUCUGUCCGAGCUGCAGUCACUCAUCGAGGCUCACUUCAUCCAGAGGAAGAAGGAGGAAGAGGAGCUCGUCGCCCUCGUCAACAGAAUUGAAAAGCGUCGUGCCGAGAGAGCGGAGCAGCAAAGGAUCCGAGCCGAGAUGGAGAAAGAGAGGCAGGCCAGGCUUGCCGAGGAGAAGGAGCGAAGAGAGCAGGAGGAGCAGCGCAAGAAGCAUGACGAAGACGCCAAGAAGAAGAAGGUCCUCUCCAGCAUGACUCAGCAGUACGGCGCCGGACAGAAGAGUGAAAAGAAAGGCAAAAAGCAGACAGAGAGAGAGAAGAAGAAGAAGAUUCUGGCUGAGCGCAGGAAGCCGCUCAACAUCGACCACUUGAGUGACGACAAGCUCAAGGAGAAGGCUAACGAGCUGUGGCAGUGGCUGAUGCAACUGGAGACGGAGAAGUACGACCUCAACGACAAGUUCAAAAGGCAGAAGUGUGACAUCAACCUCCUCCUUGUCCGAGUGCAGGAUCACCAGAGCACUAAGGGCCGUGGCAAGGGCAAAAUGGGAGCCCGGCUGAGGUAAAGAGGGAACAUCCUCAUCCCCAACCUGGGACACACCAAAACAGGACAUCGGUGUAUCGCCAAUCAUAUUUCAUAUCAAUAAACAAGCAUCUACUUCCA